Molecule: messenger RNA, 2917 nt
Organism: Carassius gibelio (silver crucian carp)
Lineage: Eukaryota; Metazoa; Chordata; Actinopteri; Cypriniformes; Cyprinidae
Product: tricarboxylate transport protein B, mitochondrial-like
Exons: 9
Coding region: 179-1132 (317 amino acids)
Biological process (GO): mitochondrial citrate transmembrane transport
Source: RefSeq, a predicted model, not a curated record
CACACACGCACGCACACACUGAGUCAGUACUACUGACAGUGAACAACAGGAAACUUGAGCUGUCAAAAGAUCAUACAGAGCACGUCACUUCACUUAUGAGCGCCGUUUACACUACUAAUACUGUUUCUGCUGUGCAGGAGGCGCAUAUUUCUGCAAACCCCGCUUUAAAAGAAGAAAAAUGUCAGGGAACCAGAAAUUUGUGAGUCCUUUCCACAGACCGCACUGUUUAUCAGCCGCUGCGCCCGCAGGACAAGCCAAACUCACACACCCUGGAAAGGCCAUUUUAGCUGGUGGGAUUGCCGGAGGCAUUGAAAUCUGCAUCACAUUUCCUACAGAGUAUGUGAAAACUCAGCUCCAGUUAGAUGAGAGGGCAAACCCGCCUCGCUAUAAAGGCAUCGUUGACUGUGUGAAGCAGACGGUGCGUGGUCAUGGGGUGAAGGGUCUGUAUCGCGGUCUGAGCUCUCUGCUCUAUGGAUCCAUUCCCAAAUCGGCAGUGAGGUUUGGGAUGUUUGAGUUCCUCAGUAAUAAGAUGAGGGAUGAGUCUGGGAAGCUGGACAGCACUCGAGGCUUGCUCUGCGGUCUGGGAGCAGGAGUGGCUGAAGCUGUGCUCGUGGUGUGUCCUAUGGAGACUGUAAAGGUAAAAUUCAUCCACGACCAGACCUCAGCAAACCCAAAGUACCGAGGAUUUUUCCACGGCGUGAGGGAAAUAGUCAGAACACAAGGACUCAAAGGAACAUAUCAGGGACUGACUGCAACAGUCCUGAAGCAGGGCUCGAACCAGGCCAUCCGUUUCUACGUAAUGACCGCCCUCAGAAACUGGUACAAAGGUGAUAACCCCCAGAAGACCAUUAACCCUCUGGUGACCGGAGUGUUCGGAGCCGUUGCUGGAGCUGCAAGCGUGUUUGGAAACACACCACUGGAUGUGAUCAAAACCAGAAUGCAGGGAUUGGAAGCUCACAAAUAUAAGAGUACAGUUGACUGCGCCAUCAAAAUCAUGAAACACGAAGGAGCAGCUGCGUUCUACAAAGGCACGGUGCCCAGGUUAGGCCGGGUCUGUCUGGACGUGGCUAUAGUGUUCAUAAUCUACGAGGAAGUAGUUAAAGUUCUCAACAAGGUGUGGAAGACGGAUUAAUGGAGGUGUGACGCUGAUGGGCGGAGUCUGGCUUUAUGACAUCACACCGGUGUGACAACAGAGAGCCUUUACUCAGGGGCCAAAAUAUCUGCCAACAGAAUGUGCUUAAUUACCAUCAUUUAAUCCUCCCAACUAAUGUCAGAAAGACACCAAACACUUCAAAACUAGUUUUUACCAGAGACCAAUUUAAAUUAUACUUUUUUUUUUUCAUUUAAUUUUUUUAUGGGAAAUAACAUCUUUAGGGAGACUCAUUUAAACUUUAUUUUAUUUUUUAAACAUUGUUAUUGUAGUUUUAACAUUAUUAUUAUUUUCUAAAGUGCAAUUUACCAGCAAAUAUUAUACCAUACAGUUUCCAUUGUAUGUAAUUUAAUUUUGUUUUCCUUUACGUGUGAUUGUAUACUAAGUGCUGAGAGCCUAAUCUGAACACCGUGCAACUUAAGAAACAGAAUAUGCCUUUUAGAAAAAUCUUAACCUGUAGUCUAAAAUGCAUAAAAUAACCAAAGUUUUUAAUUGUGAGAUACAAAUGGGUUUUUAAUGUUUUUAAUGAAGUCUCUUCUUUAAAUUCGAUUCAAUUUCUAAACUGCAAAAUACAAGGAAAAGAGUGAUAUUGUGAAAUAGUAUUACAGGUUAAACAGCAAGUCAGCAUAUUGGAAUGAUUUCUGAAGAUUCGUGAGACCGGAGUAAUAAUGCUGAUGAAAAUUCAGCUUUGAUCGCAGAAAUAAAUUACAUUUUAACACAUAUUCACAUAGAACAAAUUAUAAUAAUAUUUCACAAUAUUACUGUGUUUUUGAGCAUGUAAAUUCAGCCAAAAUGAAGAGAUUUCAUUAAAAACUUCUAAAAUGCAUAACUUUUGACAAGUGUUAGUGGUACAUAUGCACUUUCACAUUUGGUAGUAAUCCAGAUUUAGUAAUUAUUUUAAGUGCCUCUAUUAAUAAACAUCAUAUAAUCUAUUUUUUGUAAUUCUACUUGUUUACAUUAAAUCAUUUCCGUAAUUAGUGUAUAAUUAAACCCUUCUGUAACAGUAUAGCAUAAGAACAGUGAUAUAUAUACAAUAACUCUCUGAAAUCAAUAACACAACUCAUGCUGCGCUUUUAAAAACUGAACAGUGUUGUUUCACCAAAGAGCCAGAUCACUCAAAUACAAUGUUUACUUCUUUAACACGAGGUGAGUGUUGUUAAUGAUGUGAAAAAGGUCACCGGAUCAAAUCAGUCCAUGCCUUAAAGACUUGUUGACGUGCUUGUUUUUCUCUUCCUACCUCUACUUCAAGAUGCUCUAACAAAACUGAUAACAGAGGUGAAAACUGACAUGUAACAGACAAUGUAUAAAGCAGAUUUUCAGCAUGGUUUUCAUGUUUUUCACAGCAGACCAGAGAACUCGAGUGGCUUAACUCGUAGUAUGCAACUGUUUAAGAGUUUAUAAAUACUAAAUAACAUGAAUUUCACCUUGAGGGUAACAGUCUUGAAGAGGUUUAACUGUCAUGAUCAUUUGUGCCUGUGGUUCUUGACUCUUAAAAUACAUGUUUUAGAUAUACUGUCUACUCUAAAUGAUACCGUGUUGCAGUCAAAUCAUGAUCUAGUGUUUAUUUGACUUUGUAAAAGGCAUAGGCGACCCAUGUUGGGUCAGGAAACAGCUGUGGGGAUAAACAGGGUUUUAUUGUUGUGUUUCUGUGAAAGUUGUCAGAAUGCAUUCCGGUUUUGACCUGAAAUAUGCAUUAAUUGUCAUGCUAAUGAAAAAGAAUGUGCCUUCAGUUCAUGUCCUAAUUCAGAAUAAAUUAUGCUGACUGGA